This is a messenger RNA of Lates calcarifer (barramundi perch), 2068 nucleotides long. RefSeq names its product phospholipase B1, membrane-associated. The transcript has 15 exons. Gene Ontology annotation, cellular component: brush border membrane. Gene Ontology annotation, biological process: phospholipid metabolic process. Bases 545 to 1267 code for a protein of 240 amino acids. The record is from RefSeq and is a predicted model, not a curated record. NCBI's taxonomy places the organism in Eukaryota, Metazoa, Chordata, Actinopteri, Centropomidae. Gene Ontology annotation, molecular function: phosphatidylcholine lysophospholipase A1 activity; A2-type glycerophospholipase activity; retinyl-palmitate esterase activity.
GAUUUCAGAGCGAAAGCAGCCGUUUCUUUGUGGUUUGCAUUUGAAUUCUUAGCACCUGUCUUAUGUACAGAGAGAGCAGAGGUUACAGAGCUGCUGUUGAUUUAUAUUAAAUACCCGUAAAGUCAGAGUUUACCUGUGGAUUUUCAGGUAGUUAGCGUACUUAGAAGCAGCUCGUUUCAGGAGAUCUUCCCUCAUGACUUAGUGGGAACAAAGGCAGUAAAACAAUUUGCAAUGUUUAUUUUUUCAUGUGAUGGCUGCAGCAUGAGCGAGCCAGUCACAGUAGAUGAACUGCCUGCAGUCCGAGUGUUGGCACCUCGUUCUGCACCUGAAAGGCCAAAUGUGGACUGGCUCUGGAUAAUACACAGCUGCUGUAUUUAGCUCCAUUUGGGCUGAGAUUCAGUCCAGCACUCUGACUUUAGACCAGCAGACUCUGUGUGUUAUUAAUCAUGAACCAGGUGUGUUGGAUGCUGAGUGACCUCAUGAGGCAGCUGUUACACCUGGUGUUACCUUUUCCAUCCAGAACGUCACAGAAGAGAGAACAGACAUGGAUCGGCCUCUGCAGGAUGUUUCUGGAGCAGAUUUUCUUCAGCGUCGACUGCAUCCUCUGUUUCACUGCCCUGAUAUGAGUCCGUCUCCGACCGUCCCCACCUCAGUUGAACAUGUCAAAGCUGCAGACGUCAAAGUCAUCGCUGCACUGGGAGAUUCUCUAACCACAGCUAUCGGUGCCAAUGGCUCUACAAUUCUCUCAAUACCUUUUGAAUUUCGUCAGGUGUCGUGGAGCAUCGGAGGUUACGGGACUUUUCAAAAUGUCAUUACACUGGCGAAUAUCUUUAAACUCUUCAAUCCCAAACUGCUCGGUCCAUCCCCGGUGAUGACGUUCCACGGAAAGCCCACAACCGUCAACGAGACCGGCUUCAACUUCGCCGUCACCGGCCACAACACGCUGAACAUCUCAGAUCAGAUCAUUCACAUGAUAAAUACCUUCAGGUCUUAUCCAGAUCUGAACUUUGAGGAGGACUGGAAGGUGGUGACGAUGCUGAUCGGCAUGAACGACAUCUGUGAUUACUGUAAAGACAAGACUUUGUUUUCCCCCGACAACUUCAUCCACUACAUGACUGAAGCUCUGCACAUGAUGAUGAACGCGAUCCCCAGGACCAUUCGUGAACGUGGUGCAGAUUCUUCCCAUGAAGCCGCUCAGAGAAGUUCAGAAACCGACUCUGGGCUGUCAGCUUCAAAAACGUUUCUGCUCUUGUCUGGUUCAACCUGAAGAAAACUCCCCUGAACUGAACGAGCUGGUGGAGAUUAACCUUGAAUUCCAGAGAAGAUUAGAGAAGCUUCUUCACAGCGAUCAGUUCUUCAAAAAGGACUUUGCUGUUGUUCUGCAGCCUUAUUUAGAGGAGGCAGGACCACCAAGACUUCCUGAUGGGACACUGGACUUGAGCUUCUUCACUGCAGAUUGUUUCCACUUCACUGUGAAGGGACACGAGGAGCUGGCGAAGGGACUGUGGAACAACAUGUUCCAGCCUGAAGGAGAGAAAGAGAGGAUAAAUUCACUUUCAGAACCAGUAAAACUCAUCUGUCCACCGAAGGAGCAUCCUUACAUCUACACCAAACCACCAGUUUUAUCAUCUGCACCGACACUGAAACACAUCUCCAUGAUGCUGAUGUCUCUGUUUUCACUGUUUGUCCUGUUUAAUUUAUUAUAAUUUGACUCAACACUGCCUGGGUUGAAGAUUGAAUUCCUACUUGAACCAUCAAUCCCAGAAUAUAUAAACAUUCAAGGAAGUGAGACCUGAGGAAAUUAAGCUUAGGAAGUUUUUCUAAUUCUCACAAAUCAAUGGGCAACAGACAGAAAAUAAACUACAUUAAUCAUUACUUAACAUUUGUAAUUAAAUAUUAAAUAUUAAAAAUGAAAAUUUAAAUCUGUUUCUCUCUCUGUUCUUUAUUCUUGGUAAAUAUAAGGUUGGAUUUCUCUGUCUUACAACAAAAUUACUUUAAGUACAACUACAUUAAAUUCAUUUUAAAUUAGUUAAAUAUAUGAAUGAAAUAAAGUCACUCAUGUUCAUGA